AUGUCUGUUAGGAGAAAAACAUUGGCUGCGGUGACUGGCUCUAUGCCGCCACCACCUCUGCAAUUCUCAGGCUCUCAAUAUGGAGAUCAGCCUCCACCCUCUUCUGUCGCAGUUAUUGUCCAAAAUUUAUCAAAAAAUGGAAGUGGUUCCUCUCGAAUGGUUGAUCGCGACACAUUUCAGCAGUUGCUGGCGGAAGUAAUGGGAACAGAUGGGGACCCUUCAGACGCAAGCCUCGAAGACAAUGUGAGGAUAAACUACAAAGUUGUGGAAGUGGUCAUGGAAGCUGGAAUCAGCGUCCUAUUAAAUGGAGACCCCUUCGCUUCUACCAGCGAUUUACUGCUUCAAGCAACGAACAGCCUACUUGUGGUGAGCAUGCCGCCGAACCGAAUCGACCAAUACUUUUCUUAUGAAGCUAUCCUUAUAGCUGCAGCGAAGGAGUCUGAGGCGUGGAAAUAUCUGACAACGGUGAUGGGGUACUGUCGGAGCUGUGUUACGUGUAUCAUCGAUUCGUUCCAUAGCACCGCGAAAAUCACCGCUGCUAUGUCCAAUUCCUUUAGGCUGGAGCUCCCAGACGAAGACUUUUCGAUCAAUCUAUCACAACUACCCACAAAUUCUCCCCCAGUGACGCAUCAAUCCCUCAGAUUUGUUAUUAAGGAUCCAGAAAACGCAGCUUGUGUAGCCAUUCAUCUUUUUGCCGUACUUUCCAGGAUUUCUGCUUCUAGCGAUGAUAUUCCUACACUAAGAACUGCCGCAGACAAUUUCUUGUGGUUCUUGCAAAACAUCUCAAAGCUAUGGAAAAGCAUGAGAAUUUGGGAGUCCAUUCCGAUGUUGCAGACAAAAGUUUCUAGAAUCCGCAUCAAUAUCUUGGAGGCAUUAGGGAGUUCCCUGGGUCAAAUACCAAGAUCGCAAUAUGGGAGCAUAAAAUGCGAUAAUUUAUGCCUGCUUAUAGUACGGUGUGCUAGUGAGACUUUGAGCCAACUGGUGGAGCAAGCAAACCAACCCACAGAACUUGUUCUGGCAAGUGUAUUUCUUGGAGUCUUAUUAGUCGCAGGCGAUGCGCUCUCGGUUGAUGAACUUUUGAGGGAGCAGGCUCUUCCUGUGGCAUUUAAAGCUAUGAAUAAUGAUAUAACAUGGGAAAUUCUGGAUCGCGAUCUUCAAAUGGUAGUAAUACGUCUUGUCCUCGAUGUUUCUAAAGAUCCCGAGAUUACAAGAAAAGCGAUAUCUCUCUUGCAGUCAGGUACAGAAGGGGGGUGGAUUUUUAGAAACGAAAAAUUACAGGAGGAGGCCGAUCGGCUCAGGACCAUUGAGAUAUCAGAAUCUUUGGAGCAGAAAGACAAUAACAGCGGCCGUAGAAAACGUCCUAGGCUCAUGAUAAAAGACGAGGUGCCCAGUGUGGAAACCCACCCUUUGGUAUUAGAGACAUUCCGUCUUCUGGGAUACCGAGGGGUAGCUGGUCUACAGGGGUUGAGCGCGGUGGUGUUAGGAGACGCUUUCAAUAAAAUCGAUGAGAAUGAGCAAUGCACUGUUGUUCAAUCUCUUGGGCUCAUCUCUUGUAUCUUGGCCGGCAAUCUGACUGAGGGCCUAGAGCUUGAUCAAAGGAACUUGCAAUGUACCCACUAUUAUUGCUCCUAUUGUGACGCUGAAACCACAGGAGUAUCUUUAGCAGCCAGAUCAUAUGCCGAUGAACGGAAUGAUGUGCUAUUCACAGUUUUGGAGAUUCUUCAGAAGUUGGACAACUUCCGGGGUUCUUCAAGAGUGAGGAUCCAAUUCCUCGCAGAAAUACAUGAUGUAACGCCUAAGCAGUUACUCACACCAUAUUGGCGCAGCAUCAGCGCAAGUGUUGUUAAACAGCUACAGUCCAAACCGCAGAUUGCUGGAUACCUUUCAGAUAUAUUGGGGAUCAGUGUAGACGACUUCCUGGGGACCACUCAAACAUAUACACUACCUUACAUGAUAUUGUGGAAACGGGUAGAAAUAGUUGAAAGGGUUGCACAGGCAUGUGGUAAGAGUGCUUGGUUUGUAUGCCAUGAAAAUAUGACCUUUAUUCUUGCUCUUCUUCUUGCCCAAGACGUGGGAGAUAUCGAACAAACGACAAUGGCUCUACUUAUAAAUGCCUCAGAGAAUUUUAAGUCAUGUUCAUUGAGGGAGCUGGUAAGACCUGAGAAAAUCACUCUUGCAACUGAACUGUUGAAAGCUGCUGGCGAUGCAGACCAAGAGAAUAAGGAACCGAUACAUAGAGCACUAGCAUUGGUAGCUGAGCUUAGUCGAACAACGAAAUCAGCCGAGAGCAAGGAAGCACCUUUAGACGAAUUUUUCAAAUUAAAUGUUCUCGGAAUAUUCACCGAAUUCAUGACAUUGUUAAAAGAAGCUCCUACCCCGAUGGUAGAAAAAAUUCGUAUUAUAAAAGCGAUUGAGGAGAUGGUUAUAUUGGCCGGGGGGUAUAUAAGUGGCGCACUACCGCAGAUAUGCGCCUGUUUACAAUCAGCACUGGAAACCGAACAAUUGCGAACAAGCGCUUUAUAUGCUUGGAGUGCAAUCAUAACGACCUUACCCGCAGAAGUAAUCAGUCCAUUGCUAGUUCAAACUUUCUCAGUGAUAUUGCAAUACUGGAAUGAUUUUCAGGACGAUGCAAGGAAGAGAGCUCAAGAAAUCAUUACACACUUUUUCAAUAAAUAUUCCCGGACUAUCGAAAAAGAUGUUGGCAUGAUUCCUUCUUUGGCAUUGAUACCAUCGUCUUCGCAUUUUGAAACACAACUUAAAGAAUGGAGAUGUUCCAUUGGUGUAAAACAACGUUUCGACCUUCUUUCACGGCGAUGUCGCCAUGAAAAUGUGGCUGUUGUAGAACAGGCAUUGAUUGAGUUAACAGGGUUCAUUAGGGAAAACCAAGCAUUCAUACAUACAGCGGCCAUAAAUGAACAGCCUGACGAGGUGGUUCCUCAGUUAAUAAGGACACUUUUGGAUGUUGUUGUUGCAUUCAAAAACACGGAUUUAAACUCUAAUCCUAAGGUUCAGCUGAAUAUCCAACGCCUUUGUGCCGAAUCACUCGGUUUGAUAGGAGCCGUGGACCCCAAUCGUGUGGAAACAACUCGAGAGAUACGCGAUAUGAUGGUCUUACAUAAUUUCGAGAAGGCAGACGAGAGUGUUGAAUUUGUUGUUUUUUUCCUAGAGGAGAAGGUUGUAAAGGCAUUUCUUUCAGCUACUGAUACGAAAGUCCAGGCUUUCCUCGCAUUUGGAAUGCAAGAGCUACUAAGAUUUAUCGAAGUAGGAGUUGAUGUUAGUCGCAGUCGUGGCGCACGAGUUCCUCAGUCUAUAGUCGCAGCUGAAAGAUGGGCAUCCUUUAGCACAACAGCCCGGAGUGCUCUGACGCCGUUUCUGGGAUCUAAAUAUAUUCUGCAGCAGAAAGCCCAGGCUAGAGGUGUGAAUGCUGAAGGUAUAUUUUCGACAUGCGGUCGGAUGUUAAAGGGCCAAGAUAUCUCUAUAUCUCUGUUUCUGUUACCAUUUGUCACAUUGAAUGUCAUCAUUGCGGGAGAAGACAGUGAUCGGAAAAACAUUGCCAGCGAAAUAUUGGCCGUGCUACGACCUACGGAGGGUUCAGAAAGCAUUAUGGCUUCAGAAAAUCUUAAGCAGUGCACCGAGACGGUUUUUCUUCUCAUAGACCAUUUAACAAGGUGGCUACGCGAUAAGAAAAAAUUAAACUCAUCGCUUCAGGUUCAACGAGCAAGGCAACAAAAUCGUCACGUUGCUUUAGAAGAUGAGACUGGGAAAGAUGUUGCUGUCGAACGGGUCGAAUCAGUCCUUUCUGUAAUACCUCCAGACAUGAUGGGUAUACGUUCAUUUGAAUGCCAAUCAUAUGCAAGAGCUCUUUUUUAUUGGGAACAACACAUUCGCCAGAAAAGAGAUACUACACGUGAAGAUGAGAUGACGCCUUUAUAUGAGAGGCUACAGCAUAUAUAUACUCAGAUUGACGAACCAGACGGAAUCGAGGGCAUUUCGACGAAAUUGCCUGUUCUCAAUCACGACCAACAAAUCCUCGAACAUCGGAAGGCUGGAAGAUGGACAGCUGCACAGAGUUGGUAUGAACUUCUCUUAUGCGAGAAACCAGAUGAUUUGGAAAUUCAGACAAAUCUUCUAACCUGCUUGAAAGAGUCCGGGCAACAUGAAAUGCUUUUAAACCAGGCUGACGGCAUGAUGGCCAACUCUCCAAAUCCCCACCCAAGGAUACUAGAAUUUGCCAUAGAAGCCUCCUGGAUUUCUGGCAAAUGGGACGUGUUAGAUAAAUAUCUCAUGAGGUCUGAGGGCUCGAUAGAAUCGUCUUAUGAAAUCAAAAUAGGUAGCGCUUUAUCUGCACUGCGCAAGCAAGACACGGAUACAUUUGCAAAGGAGAUAGCCAGAGCGCGGGAAAAUGUCGUAAGCAGGUUGUCCGAAUCUCUUACGGGGUCUUUACGUCAAUGCCAUGAUUCAAUGGUCAAACUUCAUUCAUUAUCAGAGAUUGAGGAAAUCAGCUUGACAUUACAGCAAGGAACCUUUGAUAAAGCAAGUUUCUCGGCAAAUCUAGAGAGGCGUCUUGAUGUGAUGGGGACUUACUCGAAUCAUAAGCAAUACAUUCUGGCUCUUCGUCGGGCUGUAUUCCAGCUUUCCGGUGCCGAAUUAGCUAAGGACAAUAUUGCAUCGACUUGGCUCGCUAGUGCUCGCUUUGCAAGGAAGGCAGGUCAAAUACAUCAAUCAUUCAAUUCGGUUCUCCAUGCCUCAAGACUCGGUGCACCACUCGCGACUGUAGAACAUGCAAAACUAUUGUGGCACGAAGGCCAGCAUCGGAAAGCUAUACAAAAUCUUGAGGGGGCAAUUUCUUCAAACAUGAUACAAACUAACGACUCUAUCACUGAGACUAUACAAUCUGGAAAGAACCACCCUCAAAAUAUUGUCUCAGCGAAAGCUAUUCUUUUGUUAGCAAGGUGGCUGGAUGGGGCAGGCCAAACUCAUUCAAAAGAGAUCAUCUCGAAAUACACCAAGGCAUCAUCAUACUUUGUUAGAUGGGAGCAAGGCCAUUACUUUCUCGGACGGCAUUAUAAUAAGCUUCAUGAGGCCGAGAAGGGGAUUGCGCCACUCAGUCAAAGCCAGCCCUUCUUAAAUGGAGAAACAGCACGAUUAGUCUGCCAGUCUUACCUUCGUGCUCUUGCAUUCGGAACAAAAUAUAUAUUCCAGACAAUGCCUCGAGUAUUAACCCUUUGGCUAGAUCUAGGUGAGAACCAGGAAUUGGAAGAAGUUCACGGAAGUGCGGAUUUCAGAAGUCAUAUUUUAAGAGAGAGACUCAAGAAUUUGACCAAUCUACACCUCUCGGUACAAAAGUAUAGCGAGAGGCUACCCGCGUGGAUGUUUUAUACCGCAUUUCCCCAAAUAAUAUCUCGAAUUGUCCAUCCUAGCCAAGAGGUCUACACGCAUCUCCAGAACAUCAUUGUAAAGGUUGUUUCAACGCAUCCCAGACAGGCCCUCUGGUCACUUACAGCGGUGUGCAAGUCAACAUCAAGAGAAAGGUCCAGUCGUGGUGCGAGGAUAAUUAACAGGAUAAAAGAAAAUUAUGUUGCUAAGGGCCGGAGAGAAGCAGACAAUGAGUUGAAGAAUUUAAUAUUGCAGUCGCAAAAGCUCACAGAUCAGUUACUGCGUCUCUGUGACGCUGAUCUGCCUUCGAAAGCAGUCACUGUCAGUUUGACGAAAGACCUUGGAUUUAAUCAUUCCGUAGCACCUUGCAUGCUUGUGGUACCUUUACAAACAGUUCUCACAGUGACACUUCCCCCAACCCCCGAAUCUAUAAAAAACCAUGUUCCAUUUAAUCUAUCUGCGCCUACUAUUGCAGGGUUCGCCGACGAUGCGGAUAUCAUGUCGUCUUUACAAAAGCCUCGAAAAAUUAAGAUGCGUGGCUCUGAUGGUAAAAUGUAUCCAUUUUUGUGUAAGCCAAAAGACGAUCUACGUAAAGACGCUCGUUUGAUGGAAUUUAACAACAUGAUAAACCGUUUCUUGAAGAAAGACACCGAUUCUAGUCGCAGGCGUUUAUAUAUUCGAACAUAUAUGGUCACCCCUUUGAACGAAGAAUGCGGUCUUAUUGAGUGGGUUAAUAACGUACGACCGCUUCGGGACAUCCUUUUGAAAUCAUAUAAAACAAAGGGAAUUAUUGUGCAGUACUCCGAAAUUCGUGUUCUUCUCGAUAAAGCCUGCUCAGAUCCCUCGAAGUCUCAUAUAUUUACGGAUUCCGUGCUUCCAAGAUAUCCUCCCGUAUUCCAUGAAUGGUUUGUUGAAAUGUUUUCAGGGCCAGCUGCUUGGUUUGCCAGCAGGGUCGGUUACUCGAGGACCUCAGCGGUUAUGUCGAUGGUUGGGCACAUAUUGGGACUCGGUGAUCGUCACGGAGAGAAUAUUCUCUUCGAUGAAACUAAUGGCGAUACUCUCCACGUUGAUUUCAACUGUCUAUUUGACAAGGGUCUGGGAUUUGAGAAACCAGAAAGAGUGCCGUUCCGUCUCACACACAACAUGGUUGAUGCACUGGGAGUGACAGGAUAUGAAGGCACCUUCCGGAGAACUUGUGAAACGACCGUUAGGGUAUUGAGGAAUAACGAAGACACUCUUAUGACAGUUCUAGAAACCUUCCUACAUGAUCCAGCCGUUGAUAUGGUUAAGAAGAAAAAAGCAAAUAUAAAAAUUCCCGAGACGCCUAAGGAUGUCCUGAAGAACAUUCAGAACAAACUCCGAGGUCUCUUCCAAGGCGAAACUGUUCCGCUGUCAGUAGAGGGACAGGUUCAGGAAUUAUUGCGAUCAGCCGUCGACCCGGGCAAUCUUUGUGCAAUGUAUAUUGGGUGGUGUGCAUUCAUGUGA
Morchella sextelata is the source of this 6861-nucleotide messenger RNA. RefSeq lists its product as uncharacterized. The coding region runs from base 1 to 6861 and encodes 2286 amino acids. The record is from RefSeq and is a predicted model, not a curated record. The transcript has 21 exons. NCBI's taxonomy places the organism in Eukaryota, Fungi, Ascomycota, Pezizomycetes, Pezizales, Morchellaceae. Gene Ontology annotation, molecular function: protein binding; protein serine/threonine kinase activity. Gene Ontology annotation, cellular component: nucleus. Gene Ontology annotation, biological process: protein phosphorylation; DNA damage checkpoint signaling; telomere maintenance.